Ustilago hordei is the source of this 843-nucleotide messenger RNA. RefSeq lists its product as uncharacterized. The record is from RefSeq and is a predicted model, not a curated record. The transcript has 4 exons. Gene Ontology annotation, molecular function: uridine phosphorylase activity. Lineage: Eukaryota; Fungi; Basidiomycota; Ustilaginomycetes; Ustilaginales; Ustilaginaceae. The coding region runs from base 1 to 843 and encodes 280 amino acids. Gene Ontology annotation, biological process: uridine catabolic process. Gene Ontology annotation, cellular component: cytosol.
AUGAAGGACAACCUCAGCAACGCUAACUUUCCGCAAGACGUCCAAGGGCGAACCUACCACGUAGCCACCAAGGCUGGACAGGUCGCAAAUCGCAUUAUCACCGUCGGCGACCAAGUCCGGGCUCACCGCAUCGCCAAAGCCUUUGACGGCGGCAAGCCUCUCUUCGAGUUCAACUCGCAGCGAAACUUCCUCACCCUCACCGGCACCUACAAGGGCGUCCCCAUCUCCAUCCUUGCUAUCGGCAUGGGCUUCUCUGUAGUCGACUUCUUCGUCCGAGAGUGCCGAGCGGUCGUUCAAGGAGACAUGAUUAUUGUUCGUCUCGGCUCCUGUGGCUCGAUGCAGCCCGAAUACGGCAUCGGAACCGUCGUCGUGCCGAAAGCUUCUUUCGGUAUCUCUCGCAACUACGACUACUUCCACCACGACAUAACCUCGGACGAGCGCAGGUCAGGAGCUCUCGAGCCUUAUCUUAUCACAAAGCCCCUCGACGCAGAUCAUGAGGUCCACGAUGCCCUUCUGGCAGCACUCGAGUCAGAUAAGCCAAAGAAGAGUCCGGAACUUUUCGGCGGCCAAGAGGCCAAAGCAGUCGGUAACACAGUCAACGCUUCCGCGGACAGCUUCUAUAGCAGUCAAGGUCGAAUCGACCCCGCCUUCGUCGAUGCCAACGCUAAUCUGAUGGACGUGAUCAGGGAGAGGAGGCCAGGUGCAGCAACACUCGAGAUGGAGACCUUCUUGCUGAAUCACCUUGCUGCAGCUGCUAACGACGCUAUCGACCUGGCUAAGCAGAGCGGUCAAGAGCCUGUACACAAGGGAAACAUCCGUACCGGUGCCGUUCAGAUGAUGUGA